GUCACUCUCCAGCCGACCGCCACUAUCAUCUCAAAGGCUUUCUCUGAUAUCCCAGUCUUGUCGUAUUACUGUCUUCUCUCUCAAAUCUCGGUAAAGCAAAGUACUGCUGUGGAAUUCGAGUCAUACAUCUCUGUCAAUUUGACACGCUUUGGUCGCGUAAAAACAACACAGCAAAAAGUUCUUGAAAACAUCAUGGCAGAUCGGGGACGUGGUAUAGCUCGAGGUGGACGCGGAGGACCCUCGUUUGUAGCAAGAGGAGCUCGUCAUACACCAACACCCUCCCAAAGCUCAGGAGAAAAGCCUAAACGUGAAGCAAUCCUCGAUCUCUCCAAGUAUGUGAACGAGAAGAUCAGGGUCAAAUUUACCGGUGGAAGAGAAGUGACUGGUCUGCUCAAAGGGUAUGAUCAAUUGCUGAACCUUGUCUUAGAUGAAGUAGAAGAGAUCAUUGAAGAACCCGAGCCUCGCAAACGUAGUUUAGGGCUGGCAGUGUUACGUGGACCCACCAUAGUCCUGCUAAGUCCCGUAGACGGGUCGGAGGAAAUUGCAAACCCGUUCUUGUCGCAGGAGUGAAGUGAUUUGCUGCGUCUUGUUACUGCAGGCAGAUCAGUUUGCUUGUACAGACGGCCUCUUCAGAUUCACUUCGCAAAACGCUCUACCUACCCUGUAUGCUCAGAUGCAACGAUCCAGAAUGAACACCAAAGCGUGCUUCUCCAAUCAUCGAUUCUUGUUUUCAUACCUUUAAUCGCACCUUUCUGUAAGUAACAUUAAUUCGUAAGUAUAUUGUG
Messenger RNA from Marasmius oreades (fairy-ring Marasmius), 785 nucleotides. RefSeq lists its product as uncharacterized. Gene Ontology annotation, biological process: mRNA splicing, via spliceosome; nuclear-transcribed mRNA catabolic process. The record is from RefSeq and is a predicted model, not a curated record. The coding region runs from base 193 to 570 and encodes 125 amino acids. Gene Ontology annotation, cellular component: spliceosomal tri-snRNP complex; Lsm1-7-Pat1 complex; U12-type spliceosomal complex. The transcript is spliced from 4 exons. Lineage: Eukaryota; Fungi; Basidiomycota; Agaricomycetes; Agaricales; Marasmiaceae. Gene Ontology annotation, molecular function: RNA binding.